CAAGACUCUCCACUGGACUGGCAAUGUGUUGCAAACACGUUACAGAGCCAUCAAGAAAAUGAGAGGAGACGCGAGCCCUGAGUGCUAAGAGAAAUGCUGCUGCUAUCUUACAAGCUGCCUUCCGAGGAAUGAAAUCCAGACGACUCUUCAAACAAAGACAUCAGGCUGCCAGCGUUAUCCAGAGAGCUUACAGCGCACACUGUGAACACCAGCAGUAUCUGACCUUAAAAUCCUCUGUCCUCACCAUUCAGAGGACGUAUCGGGCGACUGCAGCAGCAAAGGUACAAAUGCAAAAAUACCAAACAAUGCGCAGUGCUGCUGUUGUCUUCCAGGCAGCAUACAGAGGUCAGCAGGUCAGAAAGCAGGUUGCUCGCUGGCAUCAGGCUGCCACUGUGAUCCAGUCUGCCUUCAGAAAGCACAGAGAGGAAGUCAAAUGCCAGGCCAUGCGUCUGUCCGCCAUCAUCGCCCAGAGAUGCUAUCGCGGCUGUAUUCUUCAGAGGCAGGAAAGGGAAAAGUUCCUGAAAAUGAAGCAAUCCACCAUCGCUCUUCAGGCAUUGUUUAGAGGCUGGUGUGUCAGGAGGGACAUACGCCGACAAAAUCAAGCUGCAAUUGUGAUCCAGUCGUCUUGGAGAUGCUCAGUGCAAAGACGCAUCUUCCAAAGGACGCGUGAGGCAGCUAUGAAACUUCAGCGGAGAGUCCGGGCUGUGCAGCUUGGCACGUUGGAGAGGAACAACUAUACCCGGAUGAGGAAAGCUGCCAUAACACUUCAGAAACACUGCCGAGCCUGGAUUGCAAGACGACAGCGAUGGGUAAGAUCGAGGCAGCAGAGGCGACGGUGUCUGGAGGACAGGAGGAAGGUGCAUAUAGCCCAGAGAGCGGUGAAGUGCUGGUUAGGUCGUCGCCACAAGGCGGCCUCAGUCAUCCAGCAGGCCGUCCGCAAGCUCCUCCUUCGGAGACGCCAGGAGACGGUUCAACAAGGCAUCCUCAAAGCUCAGGCUUUGUGGAGAGGACACCGCUCCCGCCGACAGAAUGACGAUGCCAGGUUGGUCAAAUUAAGACACCGCUUUCGCAAAGUCUAUGCCGGCGUCGGAGAGGAGGACAAACUGUGCAACAAGACGUCGUCCGCCCUGGACUACCUGCUUCGCUACAAACACUUCUCCUCUAUUCUAGAGGCCCUGAGAAACCUCGAGACCGCCACCAGCCUGUCCCCAGAGUGCUGUGAGCGGCUGGUUGAGAGAGGAGCCAACGUCAUCGUCACACUCGUCCGCUGCUGCAACAGGAGCGUCCCUUGCAUGGACGUCAUCACCUACUCCGUCCAGAUCCUCCUCAACCUCUCCAAGUACCACCAGAGCAUCGAGGCAGUGUAUUUGGUGGACAGCUUUGUGGAGCCGCUGCUGGACCUACUGCUUCUUUAUAUUUUUUUCUUUAGGAGGUUAUGAAGCUACCCAAGGUACUGGAUAGACUACGCAGUAUUUACACGGCUCGCAAACACAAGAUGGACGCUGAAAGAACUGUGCCAAAGUAUGUAUGUGUGUGCGUAUACAGUAUACACAGUACUGUAUUUCUCAGAGAUAUACAGCUUGUAAGUGUUUGCAGCAGUAAUUGACGUCUCGUUUUUGU
Anarrhichthys ocellatus (wolf-eel) is the source of this 1620-nucleotide messenger RNA. Its product is annotated as abnormal spindle-like microcephaly-associated protein homolog. Gene Ontology annotation, cellular component: spindle pole. The coding region runs from base 129 to 1439 and encodes 436 amino acids. Gene Ontology annotation, biological process: mitotic cell cycle; spindle organization; establishment of meiotic spindle localization. The transcript has 5 exons. The record is from RefSeq and is a predicted model, not a curated record. Lineage: Eukaryota; Metazoa; Chordata; Actinopteri; Perciformes; Anarhichadidae. Gene Ontology annotation, molecular function: calmodulin binding.